CUUUGCAGCCUGGCGCGGAGGAGAGCAGCGCCGGGAAGCCGUUGAGAGGCGGAUCCGAAGCCGCCCGGAUGAGCCCCGCGAGGGCGAGGAGAAGCUGCGGUCCAGGGCGAGCCUGAGCCAUGUUCGUCUACGGGUGAUCCCCGGGCGCUCUGCAGAAGACACCCCGUGGGAGGCCAAGAUGUUCAGCGCAGCCCAGUCAUCCAAGGCCGAGUUCCUGGACAAGGCCCGGCAGGCCCGGGAGGAGCGCCGGGAGCUGAAGGAGCGUGAGCACGCUGCCGUGCAGAUCCAAGCCCUCGUCCGAAGGUUUCUGUGCCGCUGCCAGCUGCAGCGGGAAAUCAGAAACGAAGUGGAUACCUUCUUUGAGACAAGCGGUCCCGCCAAGAAGACGGCCCUUCCGCUGUUUAGAAUCUCCCAAAAGCUGCUCUUUGUUUUCAGACUCCCUCAGGACAAAGAGAGGUUUGAAAAGUUGUGCCGCUGCAUCCUCAGCAGCAUGGAUGCUGAGAACGACCCUAAGGCGUGGUACGUGUCUCUUGCGCUCUCGAAGGAGCUCACCCUCUUAUGGAUCCAGCAAGUUAAGGACGUGCUGUGGGUUUGCUGUGAAUUCCUGAAGCUGCUCAAGCCAGACAUCUUGCAAGAUUCAAAACUGGUAAAUUUACACCUCACAAUGCUGGUGACUUUUACGGACACCUCCACGUGGAAAAUCCUGCAGGGAAAAGGAGAAGCCCUGCGCCAUGCCAUGAGUCACAUCUGUGCAAAUAUCAUGGGACAUCUCAACCAGAAAGGAUUUUACUCUGUGCUCCAGAUUUUGCUGACAAAUGGUUUGGCAAGAUCUCAACCUUCCUUUUCCAAAGGCACCUUAACAGCGGCCUUUUCUCUUGCGCUGCGCCCGGUGGUUGCAGCUCAGUUUUCUGACAAUCUGUUGCGAUCCUUCUUGAUCCACAUCAUGUCCGUGCCAGCGAUCACGACCCAUCUUGCAACACUUACACCAGAGCGCCUGGCAGUGAUGGAAUCCCAUGACCUCCUGCGCAGGUUCAUGUUGUUCUUGAGCCGGGAAGAACAAUGUCGAGAUGUCUGCGUGUGUCUGGAAGGAAGCCAUACGCUCUGCCUUCUGGGCAACCUUGUCUACUUGGGGUCACUGAACGACAAGGUGCUGCAGGAAGAGACGGCACACUUCGUGAGCGUCCUCACCCAAAUGCUCUGCUACUGCCAAAAGUACGUCUCGCAAAAAAAGUCCAACCUGACCCAUUGGCACCCCGUCCUUGGUUGGUUCUCCCAGACAGUGGAUUAUGGCUUGAAUGAGUCGAUGCCCUUGCUCACCAAGCAGCUUCAGCACCUCUGGGGCGCUCACAUGAUCCGGAUCCUCUUCAGCGACGUCCUCAGCAAAAAGCUGCUGGAGAGCCAAGAAGCUGCUCGCCUGCCCCCGCCAGCAACCUCCCCGCAGAACAGCUUGCCUGUAAAGAGUCUCUUCAGGCGCGCCUUCCAGAAAUCAGCCUCAGUUCGCAACAUCCUGAAGCCCAUCGGUGGCAAGAGGGUGGAUUCGGCAGAGGUGCAGAAGGUGUGCAGCAUCUGCGUCUUGUACCAGAUGACGCUAACAACCCUAACGCAGAUUCGGUUGCAGAUCCUCACAGGCCUCACUUACCUGGACGAUCUUCUGCCUAAGCUCUGGGCACUCAUCUGUGAGCUGGGCCCCCAGGGCGGGCUAAAAGUCUUCCUUGAGUGCUUGAAUAACAACACUGAGGAAUCCAAGCGGCUGCUGGCAAUGCUGAUGCUCUUCUGUGAUUGCUCACGUCAUCUGAUCACAAUACUCGACGACAUUGAAGUCUACGAAGAGCAGAUCUCCUUCAAGCUGGAAGAGCUGGUGACUAUCUCCUCUUUCCUGAACUCCUUUGUCUUUAAGAUGAUCUGGGAUGGGAUUUUGGAGAACGCCAAGGGAGAAACCCUGGAGCUUUUCCAUUCGGUUCACAGCUGGCUGAUGGUCCUCUACGAAAGAGACUGCCGGCGGCGUUUUGCUCCAGAAGACCACUGGCUACGCAAGGACCUCAAGCCCAGCUUGCUCUUCCAGGAGCUCGACAAAGAUCGGAAACGCGCCCAGCUGGUCCUGCAGUACAUUCCCCAUGUCGUCCCCCACAAAAAUCGGGUUCUUCUCUUCCGGAAUAUGGUAACCAAAGAAAAAGAGCAGCUGGGACUGGUAGAGACCAGCUCUGCAUCACCUCAUGUCACCCACAUCACGAUCCGCCGGUCACGCAUGCUGGAGGAUGGGUACGAGCAGCUGCGCCAGCUCUCUCAGAACGCCAUGAAGGGCGUCAUCCGGGUGAAGUUUGUGAACGACCUGGGCAUGGAUGAAGCUGGCAUUGACCAGGACGGCGUCUUCAAAGAGUUCUUGGAGGAAAUCAUCAAGAAGGUCUUUGACCCAGCGCUCAACCUCUUCAAGACCACCAGUGGGGAUGAGAGGCUGUAUCCGUCCCCAACUUCUUACAUCCACGAGAACUACCUGCAGCUCUUUGAGUUUGUCGGGAAGAUGCUUGGAAAAGCGGUUUAUGAGGGAAUCGUGGUGGAUGUUCCGUUUGCAUCUUUCUUCCUGAGCCAGUUGCUCGGGCACCAUCACAGCAUCUUUUACAGCUCGGUGGAUGAACUUCCCUCGCUGGAUUCAGAGUUCUAUAAGAAUCUGACCUCCAUCAAGCGCUAUGAAGGAGAUACCAGUGACUUGGGCCUAACCCUCUCUUACGAUGAAGAUGUGAUGGGCCAGCUUGUGUGCCACGAACUUGUUCCAGGAGGAAAGACUAUCCCUGUUACCAAUGAAAACAAGAUCAGCUACAUCCACCUGAUGGCCCACUUCCGCAUGCACACCCAGAUCAAGAGCCAGACGGCUGCCUUCAUCAGCGGAUUCCGAUCCAUAAUCAAACCCGAGUGGAUCCGCGUCUUCUCUGCACCCGAGCUGCAGCGAUUGAUAUCUGGCGACAAUGCCGAGAUCGACCUCGAGGACUUGAAGAAACACACCGUCUAUUAUGGGGGGUUUCACGGCAGCCACAGGGUCAUCAUUUGGCUGUGGGACAUCCUUGCCAAUGAUUUCAGCCCCGAGGAAAGAGCCAUGUUUCUCAAGUUCGUUACCAGUUGCUCCCGGCCACCCCUCCUGGGCUUUGUCUACCUCAAGCCUCCCUUCUCCAUCCGGUGCGUGGAAGUGUCGGACGACCAGGACACGGGGGACACCCUCGGCAGCGUUCUGCGGGGAUUCUUCACCAUCCGGAAGAAGGAGCCAGGGGGACGCCUGCCCACGUCCUCCACCUGCUUCAAUCUCCUGAAGCUGCCCAACUAUAGCAAGAAGAGUGUCCUGCGGGAGAAGCUGCGCUAUGCCAUCAGCAUGAACACGGGCUUUGAGCUGUCGUAGCCCAGGGCCUUCGGAGGGCUGGCAGGAGAGAAGGGCCCGGGGCCAGCUGGCCAGACAGGCAGCGCCCUCCUGGAGCCUCGGCGAACAAGGCGGGCCUGGAGCCGUUGGAAUUCCAGUGCUGUGCCCAGGUAGAAAAAGGGCACCUUUCGGCACUGCUUAACUCCUCUGAGACCGCAGCUGGCCUGCCAUUAAAGUAGCAUUGCGUGCAAACCUUGUGAAGUUACCCAUUGCGGGAUGGGGGGUCACUGGAGGUUGUGCCGCGUGGAGGGCUGGGCAGGACUCCCUUGUUUUAAGAGCCACGCAGACCGCUGCAGAGGGGGUGAGCCACCUCUGUCCAGUUCCUGUCAUCUUGGUCUCUUCCUUCGUAUUGCUCCUCCCCUGUCCUGGCCCAACUUUGCAACCUGGCCUGAGCAGGUUCUCUUCCAGCACGCUGUUGUAAGACGCCACGUGGGGGCGAGUUGUGUCUGCUGCGUCUGCUUUGGAAAAGCACAAGGCCCAGGCUACUCAGAGGAAAUGAGAGACUUUGGUUGGACUUGUUUCGACAACCAGAACGCCUUUUCCUCACUGAUGCCAUAAAGCAACACAACACUGGUUUUACCUCUUGACCCGAGAGAGAGGGAGUCCUUGUUUAGCCCAGUUUUGUUAUAUUAAACUGCUGGCCAAACUAGUUUUUGUUUUUUGUUUUUAAAUCGGGGCAAUGCGUGCUUUUCCGCAAAUGCCCCAGGGUCCUCUCUACAGGAGGAACAGGUAACUUUUUCAGCUUGCAGAGGUUUCUCCUUUUGCAGGCAGACUCCACCUUUCUAGUUGUGGGACUGGAAUCCACCAGUCAUCUGUCGGUGACCCAUGACAUGCUGGGGCCAGGACACAGGGCAGGGCGUCUCUUAACGUGAACCAAGAGAGACUGCUUGGGUGCUCUCCUUUGGGCGCACGUAGGAUUCCCAGAACGAAUACAGGAUCCCUUUGACAAUCCUCCAUGUUGAAAGGACUGGAACAGGAGCUCAGGAGCACUUUGGUUGACAGGGAGGUGGUGGUCAGCAGCAUCCCUCUUCUUCUUCAAGCCCCAAGAACCAGCAUGCCUGCAGACGUGCAGGUGACCCUCCUGUGUAGAGCAGGGCAGUCCCGUGUCAGUUCUCUCAGGGACUCUUAUGCUGAAGUUUAGCUCGGCUGCUUGUUCAAGGAAACACUUGAGUACUAGUUGCAGAUGGGUCUAGACUGAAGGUUGUAUUUGCACCAACUGUCUCAGCUGCUCCAGUGCAAGUUGUUCUGUCCUCUUCUUGCGAUCUCCCAAACCCCAAGGAAUGACUCUGGAGAAUGUGGGGCCUUCAGAGGUCUGUGGAAUCUGGGUGCACUUCGACUGGUCUUCUCUGGAAGAGUUGCGCGUGUGCGGGCAUGCUAGAUGGAGUGCUCUGAACAAACACAACAGACUGAUUAAGAAAGGCUGCCUGGCACUGCUAUUUUUCUACCCAUUACAAUAAAUUGGAUGAAUUAGUCCACAGGAGAGCAUCUCCCACUCCUGUCCGAGCUAUAUUAACAGUAGCUUUCCACAGGGGUCUCUGCUCAGGACAUCCAGGGCCUAAAUAGGGUCCACUUGAGAAGUUUCCUGGGUCCCAAGUAGCUGCAGUGUUUGUGUGAAUCUGCUUAUUUUAGGAAUAUGCAUUACAAAUCUUGAGCGUGUCACUCUUUUGCACAAAUGUGAAAUAUGAAGGAAGAGCUAGUUUGUAACAAACUAAACAGCACAAGAUACUUUGAGAAAGUUACUUUUAUUAAGCCCAAUAUUAAUGCUUUAUAAUUUAAGAAUAUUGCUACUACUCUGAAAUGCCCCCCAACCCCAUUAUGAGCUGUUGCGCUGUGGCAGCUGCUGCAGGCCUUCCAGAGAAUUGCUCCAAAUUGCCCUUGUGCCUUUUGGAGAAGGUCGUGCAGCCUCCCCACCUCCCAGUGCCCUCCAGCCACUGGCUUGCAAUCCUGGGAGUUGCCGGCCCCGCCAUGUCUGGCAGCGGGCUGCAUGAUGGGUUUCACAGCCUUCAGCGUGUCAGCUGUGGCACUGCAGUACACAGACCCCACACUGGCUGUGUUCUCGCUCUGGUAGUGAGAGUUGGCUUCGCCUGGCGUUCCUUAAGUAGGAGCCUCAGAACCAGUUGGUUUUAUUCUCUCCCCAGCACUGUCUUGCAUGUGUUUUCGGAGAUAGGAGGAGAAACUUUUGCCAUAGCAGAUUAAUAAAUUAUUUUGCCCUUCUAUACUUAAUAUUUUUUAGUUACGCCACAUUCUUCAUGCUGGAAAUUCAGGAAUACAGGAAAUAAAGUUGAAAAUCUGG
Messenger RNA from Python bivittatus (Burmese python), 5696 nucleotides. NCBI's taxonomy places the organism in Eukaryota, Metazoa, Chordata, Lepidosauria, Squamata, Pythonidae. The record is from RefSeq and is a predicted model, not a curated record.